Messenger RNA from Drosophila willistoni, 2196 nucleotides. Its product is annotated as cdc25-like protein phosphatase twine. Gene Ontology annotation, molecular function: protein tyrosine phosphatase activity. The transcript has 2 exons. The record is from RefSeq and is a predicted model, not a curated record. Gene Ontology annotation, biological process: positive regulation of G2/MI transition of meiotic cell cycle; positive regulation of G2/M transition of mitotic cell cycle; G2/M transition of mitotic cell cycle. Lineage: Eukaryota; Metazoa; Arthropoda; Insecta; Diptera; Drosophilidae. Bases 397 to 1677 code for a protein of 426 amino acids. Gene Ontology annotation, cellular component: nucleus; cytoplasm.
AUAGUAUUUUUAUUCAUACACAGAUUUGAAAAUAUAGUAUUUUUAUUCAUACUAAAUCACAGAUGAUUUUUUUUAGGAACUUUCACAGAAUAAAACUAUCGUCCUUGGACACAUCCCUAAAGCGCUCAUUGUUUACAUGAACUUGAGCUCACGACUCACGCGUGAGAAUAAAUGGUCACUAGAAAGAGAAAUGAAAAGCGCGCAAAAAUACAACGACGAUCACAAAGCGGAAGGAACGUAAGAAAGAAAGAAGACGGUGAAAAUUAUAUUUUUUCUUCUCCACAUGCAACAUCAUCUUAAAAAAGAAACUCGACUUAAAAAGAAAAACAAAUUAAAUUUUAUGAAAAUUAUCUUAAGAAAGGCGUAAAUAGAGAAGCUGGACAAGCAGACAAGAUAAUGGCAAGCAAACGAAUGAUAUUUGACGAUGAGGAGGACUUUGAUAUUCUCGACGAGAUCAAUGAUGACAUAAAUCAAGAAAAGUUACCACAUGUUGCCAAGCGGUACAAGGCAACAAAUGGAUUUGGCGCGCAAACGCCCUUGCAGCGUAUGCUUAAGCGCCAAAUUGUCAAUGGAAGCGAAUUAUCGCCCAUUACGGAAUUGGCACAAACUAUGCGUGUGGCCAAAUUGGAUACGAGUAUAAGUGGUACACCAAAAUCCUCCACAUUACGUAGCUUUCAUAGUCUGUCCAGCUAUGAUUCCGGCAACUCUCUGGAUGAUGAAUAUAUGACAAUGUUCGAUGUAGAAAAUCAAGAAAAUGAUGUCCUAUUGCCCCUGCCAGAUAAUUUAGAUCGUCUUAUAAGUGGACAAUUGAAAAUGGAACAGAAUUCAGAGAAAUCCAGCAAUACGAGUCAUCAUCAUGUGUGUCCCAUUCAAAAUCGUCGUUCGGCGCGUCGUUGCUUAAGUCUUCUCCAGGAUAAGGGUGAAAAUGUUGAAGAAGAAGGGAACUUACCGCAUGGCAAACCGGUUCUUAGACGUAUUGCUUCUAUGAAUGAUGCCGAUAUACUUACUGCUCUGGACGAUGAGCAACCUCAACUUAUUGGUGAUCUAAGCAAACCGUGUGCUUUGCCUCUUCAACAGAAAGCUGUGAGACAUCAAGAUUUAAAGACCAUAUCGUGUGAUACUUUGGCCCGACUUAUCAAUGGUGAACUCGAUGAGGAAUUGGGUAAAUGCAUCUAUAAGAUAAUUGAUUGUCGUUAUCCCUAUGAGUAUAAAGGCGGACAUAUACGUGGCGCCCUGAAUCUGUAUACCAAGGCUCAAAUAAAGAAAGCAUUUCCAUCGACCACACUAGAAUUACAGGAUAUAGAACCAAAACGUCAGAUCUAUAUAUUUCAUUGUGAAUUCUCAUCGGAACGUGGACCGAAACUUUUGCGUUUUCUUCGUUCGAAUGAUCGUAAUUUUCAUAGUAAUGAUUAUCCAGCUCUUGACUAUCCAGAACUAUAUCUUUUACACAAUGGCUACAAGGAGUUCUUUAGUCUUUAUGGCCAUUUGUGUGAACCAUGCAGCUAUGUGCCCAUGUUGGCACCAGCUCAUACUGAGGAAUUUCGUCAUUUUCGCGCCAAAACCAAAUCGUGGCAAUGUGGAGACAAUGGUGAGGAUAUAGGUGGUGCCGAUAGUGGCAUUGGUGGUUCUUCGAGUACCCUACGUAAAUCGCGAUCACGUCUCCUCUAUGCCGAGUGAAAGUCAGUACCAAGAAAACCUUAAAAACAACCAAAUCAAAAAAAAAACACACUUUAAUAACAGGGCGAAAAUUUUUGGUUAGUUUUUUGUGUUCUUUUUAAUUGCGUUUGUCCGCCAAUUUCUUGUGAAAAGUUAAUAGUUUUGAUUACUUGUGUUCCCCUUUCUCUAGUCAGUGAAACAAAAUCAGAAAAAAAAUUGAAUUUUAAGUUUAUUUUGUAAUAAUGUUUUCUCUUUUUGUGUUUGGCAUUUAAUUUAACUAAAUAGCAAAGUAAUCCUAAACGUCUGAUUAAUUAUAAAAUUUAAAAUUGUUUAAGCAUUUUUUUUUAAUAGUUUCGUUAAAUAAGAAAAACACACACACAAACACCAAACGAAAUUCUAUUAUUAAAUCAUAUAAUUAAAUUAAAUAUAUGUGAAAAAUGUUAUCCAUAACUUUUUUUUAAGAAUAUGUAUAUGUAUUAGAAAUGAACAAAAAUUAAGUGUAAUUAGAUUAAAUUAUACAAUGAAUUUUUUGGUCACAAA